AUGGCCAACGUUAUCGGUCAAGGGAGUCGAGUGACCGCCUCAGGCGGGACUGACUGUCACCAUAACUGUCGGGACCUUGAGGAACCAGACGUUUGUGGGCACUUUGCCUUCGCGCCACCUGACCUAGAUAGCACCAGCUCGGGCCUAAAGCAGGCCAUCACUGAUGGGUUUCAUCGUGGGGCGUCACGCAUUGGAGCCAUCGUUCGUUGUCGCAGACUUUCGCUGAACCGACGAGGCCGCUUGGAUGAACAGGUUGACCAAGUGAGGCGGUCUCGGCACGUUUCAACUGUCACGACUCACGAACAUACUAGCUGCGUGCGAUUGGACAUUGAUGAGCGGUCACGUAUACUAGGUUUUGGGGCAAGGACGACUGUGCAGACUCCAAACACGAUCAUUCCUGUCUUCUCCCUCAUCCACGAUAUGGAUCCGACACUCCCAGCACCCGACUAUGUCACAGAGAAGCAGUUCUGGUGGCCCUGGAAUAAGUUCUGUUUACCCCCCGACGCCCUAUACACCACGCUCCACGAACGCUUCAACACCAGGUCAAGCACCAUCCAAGAGCCUUCCGCAUUUCACCGCGACGUUGUCGAAUGUGCCAACAACUCAUCGACCGUGGAAGAGUUGUACAACAAGCUCGCCGGGCGGAAGAGUGAGCGCAUCAACGAGAUUGAUGCCGCAUGGACGGAUGUAAGCCUACUUUUGGGGGGGAACGCCGUCCAGCUUUUCGUGUCCCCAAUGUCGAGGAUGCUUGCAAGAGGAAAACUUGGGGGAAGAGUACCAGGCAUCCCGUUGGGAAGCUAUGCCAGAAACGAGCGUCACCUGCAGAAGAUGGAGAGAGAUGAGGCUCGGAAGGUGCUGGAUACAUACUGCCCGCUGGGACAGCGCGGACGUCAGCGCCAGGCGAAAUCCCCUCCUCCGCCACCGGAUCGCGUGGGAUCAAAUGCAGACCCGAAUGUGCAACCGGAAACACCAGCGUCGCCUCCUCUCAUGACAUCGACGACACAGUUCAACCCGGAUAAUGGACAGGCGGGCUUGCCCCAGACGCAUCCAUCAGGUCUCCUACGAAGAAGGAGGCGGAGCAGAACCCCUGCCGGCCGAGGCGUUGGUGCUGAAGGACGACAUUAUAGGCCUCGAUCAUUCACUGCGCCUCCCGACUUGAUGCGCACGCACAGCGAGGGAUCCUCUUCGGCAUCCUCGUCAAACGCAUCUCGACGAAGGAGCUCCGUUGCCUAUCAGCAAGCGACGUCUGCCUCGCCAUCGGCUCCAGACGUACGUCCGGCCAAGCGAAAGGGUGCCGCGACAGCGAGUUGGGAAGUGGCAACGAGUCCCUACGGCACGGGGCAAAGAGACAGUGGCCAUUACCAGGCCUUGCCGGAACUGGCUAUCGCGUGGAGGAGGCCAGGGCACUACGGGGUGGAUGUCCAACCUCGGAGGGUGAGAGCCUUGAGCGGGUGUUUGGUCGUCAAACUCCUUCGAGCGGUUCUCCAGCAUAGCAAGCGCAUCGGAACUUUGGCUGAAAAAGAGGCCAGACUUGGAUGGGCUCGACGGUGA
Molecule: messenger RNA, 1551 nt
Organism: Verticillium dahliae VdLs.17
Lineage: Eukaryota; Fungi; Ascomycota; Sordariomycetes; Glomerellales; Plectosphaerellaceae
Exons: 3
Coding region: 1-1551 (516 amino acids)
Source: RefSeq, a predicted model, not a curated record